Symbiodinium sp. CCMP2456 is the source of this 1049-nucleotide messenger RNA. Lineage: Eukaryota; Dinophyceae; Suessiales; Symbiodiniaceae. The record is from the annotation of a GenBank genome assembly.
AUGAAGCCCAACGCCACAAGAGUGCUGCUUGCUGUUGCGUUGGCAGCUGUUGUGCAGCGGGCAAGAACACUGGUGUUUGCAACACCACGGACUAGAAGCAGGCACGUGUUUCGCAGACGUACUUUAGACGAGCUAUCAGCACUGGCGAAUUUUGUGCAAGACCCAAGUUUUCUAGCUUCAGUCGCAAGUGCAUGGAACGUGGUGCAAACAACUCUGACACCUGCAGCCGAGCUGGUGGACAGCCUUGAAAAAGUGCAAAAAUUUGCGGAGACCUGGAGAGAGCGAGAGCUUUAUGAAGGCAACGAUGCGAAGACACAUGUUGACAAAUUGACAGAAGGUAUUGAACAAGCUGUAGAUGCGGGGAAUAGUGUUCUCAUCCCGAUUGCGCAAGAGGCAGACUUGCCUCCUGAGCCAAUCAGAGGUACGCCCUUCGAGCAGCUCAUGGUUGCAGUGCUUCAGAAUACAAGCGUGGCUGGAGUCUACGCACUGCACGCAGAGCCUGGUGCUGGAAAGUCAACUGCUGCAACACUGGCAGCACUUGAGCUAAAAGGUAGACGGUCGAACGAGGUCAUCGUCCUUUUGCAGAACGACCUUGAGCGGCAACUGGAGUCUUUCUUUCGCCUCUCCGACGUCAAGUAUACUGCAGAAAUCGCCCGCCCGUUCUUCACCAGUCUGAAAAAUAAGGGUAUCAAAUUGAGGUUAAUUUUGGACAAUGUUCUGGACAGCGGUACAAUUGACCCGCAAACUGCAGACAGAUUGAGAGCGCUCGCCCGGGCUGCGAAUGACAACCUGCACCAGGUCAUUGUCAUCGUGCAGCGUGAAGCUGCAGCGCAGGAAAUCGGAGGUCUCAAUGGUGAUGCAACGCGGAAAGGGAAUCAGAUGCCAGCAGAGUUUUACAGGUGGUCUAGAGGAGAGACGGAGGAGCUCUUGAAGAGCACGAAUAUUCAAGAACUCUUGAAGAAGCCGCUACGAGAUGAUGAAGCCCAACUGCCGGAUCUGCAGGCACGACCUCCGCGUCCGUCUGGGUGCGGGAGCUGGCGCGGAACAAG